This is a messenger RNA of Verticillium alfalfae VaMs.102, 747 nucleotides long. RefSeq lists its product as hypothetical. Bases 1 to 747 code for a protein of 248 amino acids. The record is from RefSeq and is a predicted model, not a curated record. NCBI's taxonomy places the organism in Eukaryota, Fungi, Ascomycota, Sordariomycetes, Glomerellales, Plectosphaerellaceae. The transcript has a single exon.
AUGACUGACCACCACAUCGAAGACUUUCCCACCCGCGCGGUGCAGAAGCUGACUGCCAUGCUCACGCUCCCGCCCCAACACGGGCUCGUUCGGCCGACGGCCGGCUGGCAGGCCAGCCAGAGCGAAGCCGUCGCCAACCUUCCCCAGAGCUGCCGGCGUCCGCCCAUCGAGGACGCCAACCCCAUCAAGCUCCUCAAGCGAGGGCUCAUGAGAAUGUCGGAGAAGCACUCACUCCCCUUGGUCCCCGACGCCGCCGUCCUGUGCCAGGCGCACAAGGAGCUCCACCCCUGGCGCAUGCGCAGCCUCUUCCUGCUGCUCGCCUCCGAGUGCGGCAUCCGGUCGGACCGCAUCCGCCGGCACCAGGGCUUCGACGGCAUCCCGCCGGCGCAGGACGUCCAGGACUUUGUGUACCGCAUGACGUCGAUCGCCGGUCUGUGGAUCGCGCCCGCCGACUUUGAGGCCCGCUUCGGGUUCCAGCCCGACGUGCUGCGGCCGCUCCGGUCGGGCUGCGAGGCCUGCAUGCUGGCCGUCGUCGGCGCACGCGCGCAGCUGCUCGUCGACCUGCGCGCCAACAUGCUGGCGCGUUCGAAACGGGGCCACGAGCCGGCCUUCUUGCGCUUCGUCGACGCCUGGAUCGAGUGGGUUCGGCGACGAUGCGAGCGCCGUCUUUGCCGAAAAGCCAGUGGGCUGUCGGACCAGUUGCGGGCCGAUCCGGCCCCGAAGAUGGGCCCGCCGUCACCCCCUUAA